AUGGCUGCCUCCACCCACUUCCUUCUCAUUGCUUUUCUAGCAUUGGUCACUUCUCAGGCCAUUGCUUCUGACCCUAGCCCGCUCCAGGACUUCUGUGUUGCCGACCUACACUCUCCAGUGAAGUUGCCUGGACUCAACACCCUGGGCAUCUCGUUGGCUCGCAUUGACUACGCACCAUUAGGUCAGAAUCCGCCACACACCCACCCACGUGCCACAGAGAUUCUCACCGUGCUUGAGGGUACACUCUAUGUUGGAUUUGUCACCUCCAACACAGACAACGGUAACAAGCUAUUCGCCAAGGUUCUCAACAAGGGUGACGUGUUUGUAUUCCCCCAAGGGCUCAUCCACUUCCAAUUCAAUCCGGUCCAUGACAAGCCAGCGAUCGCGAUCGCGGCACUAAGUAGCCAGAACCUGGGGCUAUUACUAUUGCCAACGCAGUCUUUGGAUCAAAGCCACCGAUCUCAGAUGAUGUCUUGGCUAAGGCCUUCCAGGUGCAAAAGGGGACAAUUGAUUGGCUCCAGGCUCAGUUUUGGGAGAACAACCACAACUAAAUAA
Molecule: messenger RNA, 555 nt
Organism: Miscanthus lutarioriparius
Lineage: Eukaryota; Viridiplantae; Streptophyta; Magnoliopsida; Poales; Poaceae
Source: the annotation of a GenBank genome assembly